Messenger RNA from Monodelphis domestica (gray short-tailed opossum), 521 nucleotides. RefSeq names its product ubiquitin-like protein 5. The record is from RefSeq and is a predicted model, not a curated record. Lineage: Eukaryota; Metazoa; Chordata; Mammalia; Didelphimorphia; Didelphidae. Gene Ontology annotation, molecular function: protein binding. Gene Ontology annotation, biological process: protein modification process.
UGCGCCAUUCUCUAGGGGAGCCAGCAAAAGUGCAGCUGCAGGUUCAGUAAUCCCCAUUGAAGGCCAAUCUGGAGACUCCGCUGUCGUCGCCAUAGUAACUGGGACAGUCACUUCCGCUUUUCGGCGGUCGUAAAGUGCGGGAAGGUGGUACCAUAGUACCCACGCAGUAAAGGCAGGAGCUAUAGCGGCUGGAGACCUUCCAGCCGGAGACGUCCGGGAACCAUGAUUGAAGUCGUGUGUAACGACCGGCUGGGCAAGAAGGUCCGAGUGAAAUGCAACACUGACGACUCAAUAGGAGACCUAAAGAAACUCAUCGCGGCUCAGACUGGUACCCGUUGGAACAAGAUUGUCUUGAAGAAAUGGUACACAAUCUUCAAGGACCACGUGACCCUGGGGGACUAUGAGAUCCAUGAUGGAAUGAACCUGGAGCUUUAUUACCAGUAGGGGCAGCAAGAUAUCAUCCCCCAAUCUGCACCUCUCCUUUCCUUUUAAAAGUUUAAUAAAAUAACUUUAAUGCUGGU